ACAGAAUGAUUAUAGAAAUUACUCCUGUAAUUACCAUUAUAAAGUAACUUUUAAUGAAGUAAAAUUUUCAUGCAUAAGAAGAUAACCCCAAUAACUAACAAAGUCCAGUAAAAUUGUUAGGUAUCCGAAAAUAGCGAUAUCACAGAAUAUCCUUGAUCCAAGGGGGAAAAAUCCGCAUGUAUCAUAAACUAUAAAGUAUCUGAACUCAACACCUAACUAAGGUGCAGAUGAUUCGUGGGGACAUUAGCCGCAACACGCUCCUCGCCCUCAUCAGCAAAGCAUGCACACUCCCUCACCUUGCCGAAACCCACGCGCAGCUCAUCCGCAACGGUUACCACCACGACCUCGCCACCGUGACCAAGCUCACACAGAAGCUAUUCGACGUCGGCGCCACGCGCCACGCACGUGCCCUCUUCUUCUCCGUUCCGAAACCCGACAUCUUCCUCUUCAACGUCCUCAUCAAAGGCUUCUCCCCCAACGCCUCCUCCAUUUCUUUCUACACCCAUCUCCGCAAAAACACCACACUCUCCCCCGACAACUUCACCUAUGCCUUCGCCAUCGCCGCUUCCCCCGACGACAACCUCGGCAUGUGUUUGCACGCGCAUGCCGUCGUCGACGGCUUCGCCUCCAACCUCUUCGUCGCCUCCAACCUCGUUGACGUGUACUGCAAGUUUUCGCGCGUCGCGUAUGCCAGGAAGGUGUUUGAUAAAAUGCCCGAGAGGGACACCGUGUCGUGGAACACCAUGAUUACGGGGCUGGUGAGGAACUGUUGUUAUGAUGAUACUUUUCGAGUGUUUCGUGACAUGGUUGCGCAAGGGGUGCGGUUGGAUUCCACCACGGUGGCGACGGUGCUUCCCGCGGUUGCGGAGAUGCAAGAGGUGAAAGUUGGGACGGGAAUUCAGUGUUUGGCUUUGAAACUUGGAUUUCAUUUUGAUGACUACGUGCUGACGGGCUUGAUUUCUGUGUUUUCAAAAUGUGGGGAUGUCGACACGGCGAGAUUGUUGUUUGGGAUGAUUAGUAAGCCGGAUUUGGUUUCUUACAAUGCCAUGAUUUCUGGGUUUAGUUGUAAUGGUGAGACUGAGUGUUCAGUGAAGCUUUUUAGGGAGCUGCUUGUUUCUGUGGGGAGAGUGAGUUCUAGCACAAUGGUUGGGUUGAUUCCAGUGUCUUCUCCUUUUGGGCAUUUGCAUUUGGCUUGCUGCAUUCAGGGGUUUUGUGUGAAGUCUGGUACCAUUUUGCAUCCCGCCGUUUCAACUGCGCUCACCACAAUUUACAGCAGGCUCAAUGAAAUAGAUUUGGCACGACAGUUAUUUGAUGAAUCGUCGGGGAAAACUGUAGCUGCUUGGAAUGCUAUGAUUUCAGGUUAUACACAGAAUGGUUUAACGGAAACGGCUAUCACUCUUUUUCAGGAAAUGAUGGCGACUGAUUUUAUGCCGAAUCCAGUUACUAUCACGAGUAUUCUUUCAGCUUGUGCUCAACUAGGAGCGCUGAGUUUUGGUAAAGGGGUUCAUCAGUUGAUUAGAAGCAAAAAUCUUGAGACAAAUAUCUAUGUCUCUACUGCUCUGAUUGACAUGUAUGCCAAGUGUGGGAAUAUUUCAGAGGCUUGGCAAUUAUUUGAGUCGAUGAGUGAAAAGAAUACUGUAACUUGGAAUACUAUGAUUUUUGGUUAUGGACUCCAUGGAUAUGGGCAUGACGCACUUGAGCUUUUCAAUGAGAUGUUGCGUUUAGAGUUUCAACCAUCUAGUGUUACUUUUCUUUCAGUCUUAUAUGCUUGCAGUCAUGCUGGCAUGGUGAGAGAAGGAGAUGAAAUUUUCCAUGCUAUGGUCAAUAAAUACAGGAUUGAGCCCUUAGCUGAGCACUAUGCAUGCAUGGUGGACAUUCUUGGAAGAGCUGGACAGUUAGAAAGAGCCUUAGAAUUUAUAAGGAGAAUGCCUGUUGAGCCAGGUCCUGCAGUGUGGGGUACAUUGCUUGGUGCUUGCAUGAUACACAAAGACACAAACAUAGCCCGUGUGGCUUCAGAAAAGCUAUUUGAACUGGAUCCAGGGAGCGUAGGAUACUAUGUCUUGCUUUCUAAUAUAUACUCUGUAGAUAGAAACUUCCCGAAGGCUGCUUCAGUACGGGAAGUAGUGAAGAAAAGAAAACUCUCAAAGACUCCAGGGUGCACUCUAAUUGAGAUUAAUGGGUCUCCACACAUCUUUGUAUCUGGUGAUCGUUCUCAUUCUCAAACAGAAGCUAUCUAUGCAAAGCUGGAGAAGUUAACAGGCAAGAUGAGGGAGAUGGGGUAUCAGUCAGAGACGGUCACUGCUUUGCAUGAUGUGGAAGAAGAAGAAAAGGAGCUCAUGUUUAAUGUUCAUAGUGAGAAGUUAGCCAUUGCUUUUGGCCUUAUUACAACUGAACCUGGUGCUGAGAUUAGGAUCAUCAAGAACCUUCGGGUUUGUUUAGAUUGUCACACCGCAACUAAGUUUAUUUCAAAGAUCACAGAAAGAGUAAUUGUAGUUAGGGACGCUAACAGAUUCCACCAUUUCAAAGAUGGGAUCUGUUCUUGUGGCGAUUAUUGGUGAAGCUGAAUCAAUAAUUGUUCACCAGUUAAGUUAUAGGACAGAUGCAUUGCCCAACCUUUUGGUUUCAUAUUCUUUACCUUUCAACAAUAUGAUCUGAGUCUGGACCCUCUUGUGGUAUACACUUGAGAAGCGAAACAUUUAGUAGCACAAGUUAAAUACAACUUUCUAAAGUUAAACCAAAUUGUAUCUGAAUUCUAUCAUUCUUUACGUAAGCUUUAUUAUGCUUGUGAGUUUGUCUAAUGUCCUUCACUUCAACAUCAUACUAACCAGUUAAUUUAAAUCAAGUAGCCUCCUUGAUUACAUUCUUUUGUCCAUGCAAAAGGUGACAUUC
Molecule: messenger RNA, 2889 nt
Organism: Cajanus cajan (pigeon pea)
Lineage: Eukaryota; Viridiplantae; Streptophyta; Magnoliopsida; Fabales; Fabaceae
Gene: MEF29
Product: Pentatricopeptide repeat (PPR) superfamily protein
Biological process (GO): RNA modification
Molecular function (GO): zinc ion binding; protein binding; RNA binding
Source: RefSeq, a predicted model, not a curated record